Nicotiana tabacum (common tobacco) is the source of this 1036-nucleotide messenger RNA. RefSeq names its product putative ascorbate-specific transmembrane electron transporter 1. NCBI's taxonomy places the organism in Eukaryota, Viridiplantae, Streptophyta, Magnoliopsida, Solanales, Solanaceae. Gene Ontology annotation, molecular function: oxidoreductase activity. The record is from RefSeq and is a predicted model, not a curated record.
UGUAGUAAUUGAUAUGGCUGACCGGCCUCUGCCGGAUAUAUCUUUCUCGUAGUUACCAACCCAAUCCUUUAACUUUAGCAUAUGGCAAUUACUAAUUGUGCCUUGAGCCGUAAGACCAAUAAUGUUUCAAUAAGCAAUUCAACAUUCUUUCUGUGAAAUAUAUAUAAUGUACUUUGACUGCUUAAGUAGAAACAAAAAAUACCCUUUAUAAAAAGGACUUGUUUAGCAGCAUAUAUGAUGUAGAACUUGUAAAUUCUCUCUCGUCCAUAUAUAUAAAAGUGUAGAAGUGGAGAUGGCCGACAAGGGAAGUAAUAGGAGCCGUGGAAGCUACAGAACGGCGGGGGUGCCAGUGCCGUCGCUUCUGACCUUGUUUGCACAUUUGUUGUUCAUAGCAAUCACAACCCUACUCUUGGUCUGGCUGCUUCACUUCAGAGAUGGACUUUCUUUCACUUCAACCAACAACCUCAAACUUUUCAAUCUUCAUCCAUUCUUUAUGAUCAUUGGAUUUGUCCUAAUUUCCGGAGAAGCUAUAAUGGCAUUUACCACAAUCCCAGCAACAAGGAGGACAAGGAAAUACUUCCACAUGUUUCUGCAUCUCAUUGGUCUUGGUUCUAGCAUUGUUGGUCUCUUUGCAAUUUUCAAGUUUCAACAUGAUACUGGAAAAUCUAACCUCCUUACCUUGCAUUCCUGGAUUGGCAUUUCCACCGUUAGCUUAUACGCCUUGCUGUAUAUUGUUUCUUUCUUGGUAUUCUUCUUCCCUGGGGCGCAAAACUGGAGAAGGGCAAGAUUAGUUCCAUGGCAUGUUCUAUACGGAAUUGCCGUCUUCUUCAUGGGAAUAGUAAGUGCAGAAACUGGCUUAAUUCAGAAAUUCAUAGCCUUAGGACUUCAAAAGGGACAAGAAGCACUCAUUGUUAAUUUCACUGGCUUAUUACUUCUUCUCUUUGGAAUCUCCGUUGGCCUAGUUGUUCUUCUUCCUGUUUCAUAUUAUUAGUCAAAUAUUCUUCCUUUUUUUGUGUUGUAAUAAGCUAGUUAUCAA